Fomitopsis serialis is the source of this 1225-nucleotide messenger RNA. RefSeq lists its product as uncharacterized. Bases 126 to 1124 code for a protein of 332 amino acids. The record is from RefSeq and is a predicted model, not a curated record. Lineage: Eukaryota; Fungi; Basidiomycota; Agaricomycetes; Polyporales; Fomitopsidaceae. The transcript is spliced from 2 exons.
UCUACGCUACAGCCCAGCUGUCACUCGUGUCACUCUUCUCAACCUUUGUAAACCUCGUCACGUUGACCGUCACCGCAUACCUGGGCACAGAUGAGGAAGGCGGAUCCGAGGAACCCUUUAGGGCGAUGCAACUCCCGCAUCUGACCAAGCUGUCGCUUCGCGACUCUGUUGUCCCGACGGCAGUCAUAGGCCGCAUACUCUCUGCACUCCCGCGCCUCUCUACGUUGCGCUUGGACGAUACGGUACUCCCCGGCGGUCAUACAGAGACCUGGAGUUCGACGGAUACUGUCACUCGUAUUGCCAAAUUACAGCUGGAGACCUUGGUCUUGGGUGGUAGAUCAGGAUGGGGGGAACCCAACGAGCCCCUCAUCAGCUCACCACUAUGCCGAGGCCUUCGAACACUCGUUCUCAGGUAUCUUCAACCUGAUGGUCUUCACAGUGAUAAAAUGCUCGCUGCAACCCUCCCACUCCUCCGCACGGCGGGACCAUCGCUCCAAGUGCUCACGCUGAUGGUGACGACCCCCGACACGCCCGAGCAGGCCUUCAACCUCUUGGACUUCUCGCUGAACACGAACCUUGCCGCUCUUCACACUGGCUUUGUGGCGAAUUCAGGCGUAUGGGCUCAUCGACUGACUGCCGUGCUUCGCCAGCUUCGGCGCUCACCGGCGAUAUAUUCCCUCAGACGCCUCGACGUCUAUUUGCUCCUGCAUGACUGUAGGGAGCCGCCGGCUCACGAGAACUACAUGAAGCCGAAAAACAACAAUCUCGGGAACAUGAUCGCUGUCACUCUCCGUCAGCACUGGCAGCUGGUUGUCACCUUCCAUGCUCGCGGUUCCUCGUACGCGGCUGGCUAUGCACGACGCGUGUUGGCGGAGUAUGUCGAGCAAUGUAAGCUGGAGGUCAUGAACGCAGAGACGCGUAAGCGCCUGCGAUUCGUGCAUGACCUGGCAGAGGACUGCCCGCCUUGGCACAGGGAGGAAUGGGCUACGGUACUGGACUGGGAUGAUGUGGGUAUUUCCGGGAGCGUUAUUCUUCUAGGUGCAGCGACUAGUGAUGAAACGGGAUGUCCGUCUCAACUUGCGACGUCAUCGGUUUGCAAGGAGACUAGAUCGUGCAGGCAGUAAAUGAGUGGUAUACGUAUAUCCGAGAUAUAUGUAGGUCAUAAUUGCAAUACAAGGGCGAUCCCGACAGUCUUCCUUACGCGAAACACUGUCAUUAUUAUACA